Molecule: messenger RNA, 2090 nt
Organism: Penaeus vannamei (Pacific white shrimp)
Lineage: Eukaryota; Metazoa; Arthropoda; Malacostraca; Decapoda; Penaeidae
Source: RefSeq, a predicted model, not a curated record
UGUUGCCUCACUGCCAUACACACCUUCAGUCUCUCGGGCGCACUCUGCCCCUGUUUAGCGGGAGAGAGAAAGAGAGAAAGAGAGAGGGAGAGAGGGAGAGGGAGAGACAAGCGGUGUAGGUACGUGAGAGAAAUGUCUCCACAAACGACAAAAUGAAAAAUGAUAUAUCCAUUUUCACUCUUAUUUAUUCUCCGAGCGUGUGCGUGUGUGUGGACAUCGCUCUUCGAAAGUGCAAAUGAAAGUUAUUUUUGUGAUUUACCAUAAUUCUGCUUCAGUGGUGUCUCCUCGGUGAUUUUAACUCGAAAUUUAUGAUAAAAAAGUAAACUUACAGUGGUCGUUAGUGCUUGUGAAUAACAAAGUUCAAAAAUAAGUCUUUAGUGAGUGCUACUGUUAUCGAAUGAUACAAAAUAUAAGAAAUCAAAAGUGAAAAAAGAAAGAAAAGAUAGAAACGAAAAAAAUGAAACCUGUGAUAUAAAGUAAACAAAAGUAAUGUAGAAAGUUUAUAUGAAGAAAAAAAAAAUAAAAAAAAACAUCACACGUCAAGAUAAACCAAACCAUAUGUAGAUGAACAGAUAAAUCAAUCAACAAAUUAAAGAUAAAAGAUACUCCAUCAACACGUUUUCUAUAACGAUUAAAAAAAAAAAAGAAAAAAAACGCAAAAAAAAAACACACGAACAACAACAGGACAAGGAGCUAAAACACCAACUUGCGGUUUACAGAACCACACGUGUUGGCGACUCUGCGAAUUUAUUGUUCAUUAACAAGCCGAGGAACGCCAGAGAACGUGAAGAACAAAAGAAAGGCACAGAGACAUCGGAGAACUUUGCCAACCAACCAGCGCGUGAAAGGUUUGAAGGAGCGCCGCCGUAGCCAGGAGUCCGAAGAGAACCGGGCGCUGCCGACACCCGCCGGCGGACGAUGACGGCGACGCCCCCGGCCGGCAGCGGUGGCAGCUAGGACGCGCCGCCCACCAUGAUGACGGAGACGGAGCUGGUGGUCCCCCGCGCCCCGGAAGCCUCCCACCUCCGCCCUGAUGCCUCGUCGACGCCUGCACAGAAGGUCGCCGCCCGUCCCAGCGCCCUGCCCCGCCCGCGCCUCCUCGCCCGCGCCCCCCCCGGACACCGCCCCCAGAGCCACUCGUAUCCUGGGACUUGCAAGGACUACCAAGGCAUUUCUGGGGCGCCGCGCGUGUGUGUGAUGGACCCCGAGGGCAUCCCGAAGGAGGAGACUCGUGCGGGAGACUUCAUGGGGCCUCGUCUUCCCGCCGGAGGCCACGCCCACGCCCCGAAGGACAGCGACUGCGUGCUGUCCUACGUGCACACGAACGGCAGCAUCGCGUACCCGCAGCUCAAGCACAGUUGUGAUACGAUGAACCCAAACAUUCGCAUAAACGUCGACGACGACGACGCCUUCCCGACGGGCCCCCUGAGGAGCAGCGACAGCUGGGACUCCUUCAGCACGAGCCCCGGCAGCAGCGAGAACGGCGACUCCGUGUCGAGCGGCAGCCGCGGCGAGGAGUUCUCGGAGGACUCUGAGGGCGACGGCUUCGUGGACUGCGGCCACGACGACUUCCCCUUCUGCCAGUGCCUCAACGAGAAGGCGGGGGGGCCGCCGGGGCUGCAGUGCGACCACGAGGAGUUCCCCUUCUGCGACUGCCUCGCCCGCGCCGCCGAGAGGAAGCACAAGAAGACGCUCGGCUACCGCCACCCGCGCGGCGAGGGGCGGCGGCGCCGAGGAUACAUCGGGCCGUCCUUGAGCGCCUUCAGGGACGCCGGCCUCGAGGUCUUCGACGAGACGGAGGAGUCCGACUUCCAGGAGUCCGAGACGGAGACGGGACACCCUGGGACGGCACUCAGACGGCGAGACAGACACCGAGGGCGCCGGGGCGGAGUCCGAGGUCGAAGGAGCCGUGGGAUACAACGGGAAGGAGUUGGACGAGGCCGCUGCGUCGGCAGGCCUCCUUGCGCCGCCCGGGCAGCCGCUGCGACGCGCGUCCAUCGUCACGUGCGACAGCAGAAGGGCCUCCAUCGUGACGAGUCCAGACCCCGUCAAGAUCGCCGUGUUCGGGACCGACGGUGUCGGCAAGUCGG